Drosophila subobscura is the source of this 1811-nucleotide messenger RNA. It is a transcript of the gene loh, whose product is annotated as thrombospondin type-1 domain-containing protein 4. Gene Ontology annotation, biological process: extracellular matrix organization. Bases 67 to 1779 code for a protein of 570 amino acids. The record is from RefSeq and is a predicted model, not a curated record. Gene Ontology annotation, cellular component: extracellular matrix. The transcript is spliced from 6 exons. Gene Ontology annotation, molecular function: metalloendopeptidase activity. NCBI's taxonomy places the organism in Eukaryota, Metazoa, Arthropoda, Insecta, Diptera, Drosophilidae.
AAACAAUCUUUAUUUGCAUCAAAUCGUUCAGAGCAUUAAAUUACCAUCUUUUCAUACUAAAUUGUGAUGCUGCUGCACCUAGCUCUGUUAUGGCUGGCCGUUAACGCUGAUGGUUCCAUUAAUGGAACGUAUGCACACAGUGGAUCUGUUAGUUGUGGAGGUUUGCUAUGCCGGCCGGUAACAAGAAUUUUUACUCAAGAUCCACAACCAAACGAUGGUUUGGUUCACGUUGCUACAAUCCCAGCUGGAGCCUCGAAUAUAUCCAUAACUGAGUUACGAAAUAGUGUUAAUUUGCUAGUUUUACGUACUUCCCAGCAACAAAACAUUGUUAAUAGCGAAAGCAAUGUGUCGGAAAGCGGAUCGUAUGAAGCGCUCGGUACCAUAUUUGACUAUCACCGAAUCGAUGGAGUCCAGAACUCUGAUGGAGUUACCGAAUGGAUAACAAGUUCUGGGCCAAUAAGGGACUCAUUGGAGCUAUUGUUAUUUGGGAACAAUCGAAAUCCAGGUAUAAAGUAUGAGUACAUGCUUCCCAUAAUAUCUGAUUCUGAAGAGAACGAGCUCUCUGGGGAGAAUAAUAAUAGUUUAUUGCGAUCUGGAGGGGAGGACGCUAGUACUUCAAGUAGUUCACGUCCAGGGCGACGCCGUAACUUUACCUGGAAGGUGGUAGGGUUUAGUGCUUGUACGAAGUCCUGCGGUGGUGGUGUACAAGCGCCUAUUGUACGUUGCAUUCGCGAAAAUCUUUUAAGGUAUUAUUCACAGCGCCGGUGUAUUCAUUCUAAAAAGCCAGUGGUCAAUGAGAACCUAUUGCACUGCAACACUCAACCAUGCCCCGCCUAUUGGCAUUAUGAGAAAUGGGGCGAGUGUCGCUGCCUAAAAGAAAGGGCAUUUAGACGUCGUGAAGUAAGUUGCUUGCAAGAACUAGCAUCUGGAACUGUUAUACACGUUGAUAGCACAGCAUGUAUGGAGGAGAUGCCGCCCACUCAAAAACAAUGUGAGUGUCCAGACAAUCGAAGUCGUGAACUUUCUCGGUAUCGCCUACACAUUAACUCCGAGUCAGCGAAUAGUACACGGAGACAACGAAUCAUGAUUGAUAACAGUAGCAGUAGCAACAAUGCGGUCUGGUUGACAUCUGAAUGGAAUCAGUAUUGUUCUGCCACGUGUGGCUUAGGCGUCGAGUAUCGUACAGUGUUCUGUGAUCGAUCCGAGGCGGGUGCAGUUCGCUGUGAUCCCAACCAAACUCCAGAAAAUCGACGACCCUGUGCUAAGCCCAGCUGUGAAUAUGGCGAGUGGUUUGUUGGCCCUUGGUCAUCUUGCAAUGGAGAUUGCUUCAACCUUAUACGAAGCCGAGUUGUUCUAUGCAUACAAAAUAAAUUAAUUGUCGAUCAAAAAAUGUGCAAGUUGGAGCUAAAACCACAAACGUUUGAAAAAUGCUCCCACGAUGAGGGAGAAAUUACUUUCUGCGCUCCGCGUUGGCAUUACUCUGAAUGGUCGAAGUGUACCAAAACUUGCAAUGGUGGAACACAGCGACGCAGCGUUAGAUGCUUGGACUACGAUGCAACACAGAAUAGCUUACGUGACUCAACCAAAUGUCGGUAUGCGGCCAGGGAGCCAAUAUUUCGUAGCUGCAAUGCACAAGACUGUGAUGAGCAUCACCAAAAUUACUCUUCAUCUACGUGUACCGAUAAACUUUCCAACUGUAAAUGGGCUGCAGAAGGAAAGCUGUGUAGCUAUGAUUACUACCGAAUAAAUUGUUGUACCUCUUGCGGAGGCGGAUUUUAGUGGUAUUAUAAGGUGGAGGUGCAGAGAUGACC